Messenger RNA from Lagopus leucura (white-tailed ptarmigan), 7209 nucleotides. RefSeq names its product mediator complex subunit 12L (gene MED12L). Lineage: Eukaryota; Metazoa; Chordata; Aves; Galliformes; Phasianidae. The record is from RefSeq and is a predicted model, not a curated record. Bases 16 to 6543 code for a protein of 2175 amino acids. Gene Ontology annotation, cellular component: mediator complex. Gene Ontology annotation, biological process: regulation of transcription by RNA polymerase II. Gene Ontology annotation, molecular function: transcription coactivator activity; beta-catenin binding. The transcript has 45 exons.
CGAACAUGAGCGAUCAUGGCCGCCUUCGGGCUCCUCAGCUAUGAGCAGAGACCGCUCAAGCGGCCGCGCCUGGGGCCGCCCGACGUCUAUCCGCAGGACCCGCGCCAGAAGGAGGAUGAACUUACUGCGGUGAAUGUAAAGCAAGGCUUCAGUAAUCAGCCUGCCUUCUCUGGAGAUGAGCACGGUUCUGCUAGAAACGUCGUCAUCAACGCCUCUAAGAUUGGCGCCUACUUCAGCAGCAUAUUAGCAGAAAAGCUAAAACUUAACACGUUCCAGGACACAGGAAAGAAGAAACCACAAGUAAAUGCCAAAGACAACUACUGGCUGGUUACUGCUCGCUCUCAGAGUGCAAUUCACAACUGGUUCACAGAUUUAGCAGGAAGUAAACCACUGACUGUGUUAGCAAAAAAGGUUCCAAUUCUCAGUAAAAAAGAAGAUGUUUUUGCUUACUUAGCAAAAUAUUCUGUACCACUGCUGCGAGCAGCAUGGCUGAUCAAAAUGACAUGUGCCUACUAUGCUGCUAUUUCUGAAGCUAAAAUCAAGAAACGCCAGGCCACUGAUCCAAAUACUGAAUGGACUCAAAUUAUAACCAGAUACCUUCGGGAGCAGCUGGCAAAGGUUGCAGAGUUUUAUCAUGUGACUUCCAGCCAAGGCAGCAGCUCUGUAGUGAUGCCUCAAGAGAUGGAACAGGCCUUGAAGCAGUGGGAAUAUAAUGAAAAAUUGUCCUUUUAUAUGUUUCAGGAAGGAAUGCUUGAGAGACACGAGUACUUGACGUGGAUACUGGAUGUUUUGGAAAAAAUCAGACCUGCUGAUGACGACAUUCUUAAGCUGGUGCUGCCGCUCAUGUUGCAGUACUCAGAAGAGUUUGUUCAGUCAGCUUACCUGUCCCGCCGCCUCGCUUAUUUCUGUGCCAGGCGCCUGUCGCUGCUGCUGAGCGACAGCCCCAGCCUGGCAGCUGCACAUCCUCCUCAUGUGAUGAUUGCACCAAGUAACCCUCCUCUGGCAGCGCCGAGCCCGACUGCGCCCGGUCCUGUGCUGAGCCCCGUGCAGCUCACCUGCUCUGAUUUCCUCUCCUGCCCGCAGCACCGUUCGCUGGUGUAUGGGCUGAGUUGUAUGCUGCAGACUAUAACUCUUUGUUGCCCAAGUGCCUUGGUGUGGAAUUAUUCCACAAAUGAAAAUAAGAACAUUAAUCCUGGCUCACCCCUGGAUUUACUCCAAGUUGCUCCAUCUAGUUUACCUAUGCCAGGUGGAAACUCAACAUUUAAUCAGCAGGUUCGGGCAAGGAUCUAUGAAGUAGAACAGCAGAUAAAACAAAGAGGUCGUGCUGUGGAGGUGCGGUGGUCUUUUGACAAGUGCCAAGAAUCAGCUGCAGGGGUGACCAUCAGCCGAGUUCUGCACACCUUGGAAGUGUUGGAUCGACACUGUUUUGACAGAUCGGAUUCCAGCAAUUCCAUGGAGACACUGUAUCAUAAGAUUUUCUGGGCAAACCAGAACAAAGAUAACCAAGAGGCAGCCCCCAGCGACGAGGCCGUGGUGAUGCUGCUGUGUGAGUGGGCCGUGAGCUGCAAGCGGUCUGGGAAGCACCGGGCCAUGGUGGUGGCUAAACUCCUGGAGAAAAGGCAAGCAGAAAUUGAAGCAGAAAGAUGUGGUGAAUCUGAAGUCCUGGAUGAAAAGGAAUCUCUGUCUUCGGCCUCCUUGACAAGUUCCAGUCUUCCUGUUUUCCAGAAUGUCCUGCUGAGGUUUUUGGACACACAGGCUCCCUCGCUGUCUGACCCAAAUAGCGACCAUGAGAAGACAGAGUUUGUGAAUUUGGUGCUGCUGUUUUCCGAAUUCACUCGACAUGAUGUUUUCUCUCAUGAUGCAUACAUGUGCACUUUAAUAUCGCGUGGAGACUUGUCAAUUACUGCAACUACGAGACCACGUUCACCUAAUGGGGAAACUGUGGAUGAGCGCUAUUCUAAGGAUAAUGAUGUUAAAAUAGAGGAUCACAGCAUUAUGGAGCACAUGGGCACUGACUCAGGACCCACCAGUAUCUUUGAUGAUGUAGACAAGGGUGACUUUAAGGCAGAUUUUGGUUCAGAAUUUGCAAUUUUUUCUCCGAUGCCUGGGGAGUCCUGUGAGAACAUGAACUCUUCUUUAGACAGAAGAAUUUCGGUUGCCAGUGAGAAGUCAGUCAAGAGGGAAGGGCUCAGAGAAGUGAUUUUUCCAUCCAACUACGACCUCCUUCGUCAUCUGCAAUACGCGACGCAUUUCCCAAUACCUCUGGAUGAAUCUUCAAGUCAUGAAUGUAACCAGCGCAUGAUUCUCCUCUAUGGUGUUGGCAAGGAGCGUGAUGAGGCAAGACAUCAGCUGAGGAAGAUUACCAAAGACAUCCUGAAGAUUCUGAAUAAGAAGAGUACUACUGAAAUGGGUGUUGGGGAUGAAGGACAAAAGGCCAGGAAGAACAAACAAGAAGCAUUUCCAACUCUAGAGACUGUGUUCACAAAACUACAGCAGCUGUCAUAUUUUGACCAACAUCAGGUGACAUCUCAGAUCUCCAGCAAUGUUCUCGAACAAAUAACUAGUUUUGCCUCAGGAACAUCCUAUCACCUCCCCUUGGCUCACCACAUACAGCUCAUCUUUGAUCUCAUGGAACCAGCGCUGAAUAUCAACGGACUGAUAGACUUUGCAAUACAGCUGCUGAACGAGCUGAGUGUGGUGGAGGCAGAGCUGCUGCUGAAGUCGUCCAGCCUGGCAGGGAGCUACACCACGGGGCUGUGCGUGUGCAUCGUUGCUGUCCUGCGGCGUUACCACGCCUGCCUCAUUCUCAACUCGGAGCAAACUGCACAAGUCUUUGAAGGGUUGUGUGGAGUGGUGAAGCAUGUUGUUAAUCCCUCAGAGUGUUCCUCCCCAGAAAGAUGUAUUUUGGCCUACCUCUAUGACCUGUAUGUGUCCUGCAGCCACCUGCGAAGCAAGUUUGGAGACCUCUUCAGUAGUGCCUGUUCUAAGGUGAAGCAAACAAUAUACAGCAACGUUCAGCCUUCAAAUUCCAAUCUGCUGUGGGAUCCGGAGUUCAUGCUAGACUUUAUUGAGAACCCUUCUGCUCACAGCAUUAACUACUCAAUGCUGGGCAAGAUCCUGAGCGACAACGCAGCCAACCGCUACAGCUUCGUCUGCAACGCUCUAAUGAAUGUGUGCAUGGGGCACCAAGAUGCAGGAAGGAUUAAUGACAUAGCAAACCUUUGUGCAGAGCUGACGGCGUGCUGCACCGUGCUGAGCUCAGAGUGGCUGGGGGUUGUCAAAGCUCUUUGCUGCUCUUCCAAUCACGUGUGGGGUUUCAAUGAUCUGCUCUGCAGUGUGGAUGUGAGUGAUCUGUCAUUCCACGAUUCCCUGGCCACUUUCAUUGCCAUACUGAUUGCCCGGCAGUGCUUUUCUCUGGAAGAUGUCGUUCAGCACGUAGCACUGCCUUCUCUUCUGGCAGCUGCCUGUGGGGACCCAGAUGCUGAGCCUGGGGCCAGGAUGACUUGUCGGCUUCUCCUGCACCUCUUCAGGACACCGCAGGUCUGCCUCUUCCCCCAGGGAGCAGGAAAGCUAUUUCCUGGAAUUCGCUCUUCUUGUGAUCGUCACCUCUUGGCUGCUGCUCACAACAGUAUAGAAGUGGGAGCUGUGUUUGCAGUCUUAAAAGCUAUUCUGAUGCUUGGUGAUGCUGAGAUCGGCAGCAGCAGUGUGACCCCCGUGAAGAGCGAGGAGCUGCCCGUGAGAGGCUUGCUGGAUGAGAUCCCUGGGGACGAGAUGUGGGCCUCCUCUCACGCUCUGAAGUCACGUGGAAAAGCUGUUUCCAUAGAAACUGCCAGUUUAAGCGAGUAUGCCAGAUACGUGCUCAGAAGCAUUUGCCAGCAGGAAUGGGUUGGAGAGCACUGUUUAAAAGAACCUGAAAGACUGUGCACAGAUAAAGAUCUAAUUUUGGAUCCUGUUCUUUCAAACAAGCAAGCGCAGAAACUUCUUCAGCUUAUCUGUUAUCCUCAUGGUGUGAAAGAAUGCUCCGAGGGGGACAACCCUCAGAGGCAGCACAUCAAACGCAUACUUCAGAACUUAGACCAGUGGACUCUCCGGCAGUCUUGGUUGGAGCUGCAACUAAUGAUCAAGCAGUGCAUGAAGGAGCCUGGUUCUGGGUCUGUGGCUGAAAUGAACAGCUUGUUGGAUAAUAUUGCAAAGGCGACAAUAGAGGUGUUUCAGCAAUCCGCUGAUCUAAACAAUAACUCUUCUAACUCUGGUAUAGGCCUCUUCAAUCCAAACUCUGUUGGAAAUGCUGACACAAGUAAUACAAGACAGAAUGGUAAAAAGACAUUCCUAAGUUCCUCUGAGUGGCGAGGAGUGUGGCUGGUGGCUCCCUUGAUUGCAAAACUACCUACCUCAGUGCAAGGUAGGGUCUUGAAAGCUGCGGGAGAGGAGCUGGAGAAAGGUCAGCAUUUGGGGUCAUCUUCUAAGAAGGAAAGAGAUAGACAGAAGCAAAAGAGCAUGUCUCUCCUGAGUCAGCAACCUUUCCUUUCUUUGGUACUUACUUGCCUUAAGGGACAGGAUGAGCAGCGGGAAGGGCUGCUGACAUCACUGCAGAAUCAAGUCAAUCAGAUCCUUAGUAACUGGAGGGAAGAACGGUACCAGGGCGAUGUUAAAGCUAGACAGAUGAUGCAUGAAGCCUUACAGCUUCGUCUAAAUCUGGUAGGUGGCAUGUUUGACACUGUGCAGAGGAGCACCCAGUGGACCACGGACUGGGCACUUCUGCUCCUCCAGAUAAUCACUUCGGGAACAGUUGAUAUGCAGACUAACAACGACUUGUUCACAACCGUGCUGGAUAUGCUGGGCGUCCUCAUCAACGGGACGCUCGCCUCCGACUUGUCCAGCGCGUCCCAGGGAGGGCCUGAGGAAAACAAAAGGGCUUACAUGAAUUUGGUGAAAAAGUUAAAAAAGGAGCUGGGAGACAAGCGGUCGGACAGCAUUGACAAGGUUCGCCAGCUGCUCCCUUUGCCAAAGCAGACUUGUGAUAUUAUUACUUGCGAGCCAAUGGGAUCCUUGAUCGACACCAAGGGCAACAAAAUUGCAGGGUUUGACUCCAUUGAUAAGAAACAGGGUCUUCAGGUUUCAACAAAACAAAAGGUGUCCCCUUGGGACUUAUUUGAAGGUCAUAAAAAUCCCGCUCCUCUCUCCUGGGCAUGGUUUGGCACCGUUCGUGUGGACAGGAAGGUGAUCAAAUACGAGGAGCAGCAGCAUCUGCUCCUGUACCAUGCGCACCCCAAACCCAAGCCGCGGAGCUACUACCUCGAGCCCUUGCCUCUGCCUCCAGAGGAGGAGGAGGAAGAGCCCACCACCCCUGUGUCUCAGGAACCAGAAAGGAAGUCAGGAGAGCUCUCUGAUCAGGGAAAACACGGCACGGAUGAUGACAAGAAGACAAAGGGCAGGAAGAGGAAGUCAAAGUCAAGCUCUAAGGCUGAUGAAUAUCCACCGAACAGCGCAUACAGAGUGCCUCCCAAUUACUCGCCCGUUCCCUCACAAAUGAUGCAGCAUCCUCAGUCUGCCUUGUGGGGUUACACCAUCGUGGGGCAGCCGCAGCAGCCUGGCUUCUUUGCGCAGAACCAGCCCCUCCCUCCAGGUGGUUCCAGGCUGGAUCCGACGAGCUCCUUCGUCCCAGCCAACACGAAGCAGGCCCUGUCCAACAUGCUGCAGCGGCGCUCCGUGCUGCAGCCGCCCUCCCUCCACGCAGUCACACCUCAGCAGCAGUUGCUCCAGAUGAAACUCCUGCAGCAAGAGCAGCAGCAGCGGCUCCUCAGGCACCAAGCACAGGCACGGUCUCUCCAGCAGGAUGUCAGUAGCUCUGCUGUAUCCCUUCAGGAUGGCUUUGACAACAUAAUGGGUCAGCCGAUGGACCCCGCUGCUCUUUUCACCCCGCAAGUCCAACCCACGCCGCAGCUACCGCAGUACGCAGGGCUUCAGCAAGCACAGGGCAUGCCCCACGGGUACACGAUGUACAGCACCCCGAUGCCCUUGCAGCAGCAGCAGCCCGGCAGCGUGGUGCUCUCUCCUGGCUACACCCCGCGGGCGUACACGGCCCACUCCAGCCCCGCGCUGAUGGAGCGGCUGCGGCCGGGGCAGCCGGGUGGCGUGGCUCAGCAGCAGGCAGCUGCCUACAUGCAGCCCGUGGCGGGCGCUCAGCGGUUGACCCAUCAACCUUUGCAGCCAAACUCAUUGAUAGGAGCAGGCCUGGACAGCACAUCUACCACACGUACCCAUCCGAGCCUGAGCUCAGCACAGCUGCCCCAGGAGCAAAUGCGACAGAGGCAGCAGCAGAUCCGACAGCAGAGACUCUUCCAGAUGCAGCAGGGGCAGCAGCAGCAGACUCUUGAUCUCCAGCCCGUGCAGCCACAGCAGCCCCUGCAGUUCCCGAGGCAGGGCCUGCAGCAGACGCAGCAGCAGCAGCAGACGGCGGCGCUGGUCCGGCAGCUGCAGAAGCAGCUCUCCAGUAACCAACCGCAGGGAGUGAACCAGUAUGGGCAUCCUUCACACUUCUGAGCCCAAAGGUGGGAAGGAGGCGGAACGUUCCGUUUGCACUGCAGAACAGAACAUUCGAAAUCCAAUGCACUACUUAUUGCUAGAAAGGAAACCUUCAUUUCCUUCUCUUAUUAUUUUGGUAAUUAUUUUUCGUGCUGCAGUUGAUGUGAGUGUGUAACGAGGUGGUUCUCGCGGGGGUUCGAGUUUCUUUGCUUUUAAUUAGAUUUAAAUGUAAGGACUUGUGGACCUAUCUGAAGAAUGUUAUUGCAGAUUUUAUGAAUUUGGUGCUUUUUAGGUCCCGUUCCUUUUAAAGAGGACAGAGAAUGUUGGGUUUGUUUGUUUAUCCGUGGGAAACAUUCUGUUGUUGUUACUAUUUAUUUUUUUAAGAACUGCACUGGACCAAACUGCUGAAUUGAAAGGCACUCCUGACCUUGGCAUAACAGUUGGUUUGUUCAUUAAGAUGUUCACCUCUUUGUUUGAUGGUAGAACGAGCGUUGAUUUGAAUUGUGUUUAUUUGACUGUAAUUUUCAUACGCACUUUAUAAAGUUCUUUGUUUAAAGUACCAAUUCUCUCUCGCUCUCAUUGUGGUAAGAAGGUGCUGAAGUGGGUUUACUGCUUGUAUUAGAACUUCUUAAAGUUUAUAUUAAAAGCCACAAUGUAAUGUUAAUAAACCAACUGAAAGUAGCA